Molecule: messenger RNA, 2874 nt
Organism: Harpia harpyja (harpy eagle)
Lineage: Eukaryota; Metazoa; Chordata; Aves; Accipitriformes; Accipitridae
Gene: MAP6D1
Product: MAP6 domain containing 1
Exons: 3
Coding region: 110-805 (231 amino acids)
Biological process (GO): microtubule cytoskeleton organization; regulation of microtubule cytoskeleton organization; cytoskeleton-dependent intracellular transport
Cellular component (GO): cis-Golgi network; microtubule; Golgi-associated vesicle
Molecular function (GO): microtubule binding; calmodulin binding
Source: RefSeq, a predicted model, not a curated record
GAGGGGCUGCCGCCGAUGAGGGCUGAAGCCGGGUGCGCGGCCGGCUGCGGGCGCCGGAGCCGCGGGCGCCGCUGCGGGCGAGGCGGGGGCUGCGGCCGCGGCCGCGGCCAUGGCUUGGCCCUGCAUCAGCCGGGUGUGCUGCCUGGCCCGCUUCUGGAGCCAGCUGGACAAGUCCGACCUCUCCGUGCCGCUCACCAUCCACAACUACUCGGACAUCGAGGAGCAGGAGGACGGGGCGCCCCAGCGCGGCGGGCCCCCCCCACGGGGCAGCGCCCGCCCGCCCGCCCCGGCCCCCCGCCCGCGGGACCCCGCCGCCGGGAAGCCGGGCGGCCGCAGGAAGGGCCGGGCGGCCGCCGGAGAGCCCUUCGCGGCGGAGACCCAGUACCGGCGGGACUUCAGAGCGUGGCCCCUCCCGAGGAGGGACGCCUUCCCCUGGGUCAGCGCCAGCAGCGGCGGCGGGAGGGACGGGGCCGCCUCCCAGCCCGCCCCGGGCCGCGCCGCCUGCGCCCUGCCCGGCAGCGGCGGGAGGCCGGCGGCGGACGGCUGCGGCGGCCCCGAGCAGCUCCGGCCGCGCUCGCAGGCGGACGGCGGCCACACCACCUCCUACAGGCAAGAGUAUCGCCCAUGGACUGGAGCAAAACCAUCCAAGCCUAUAAAGACAAAGCAAGGCUUCAUUAUCCCAGAAGACCAUUUUGUUCAAGAGACAAGCUACAAGGCAGAUUUUAAGAUCCCAGAGGUGAAGACCAGGUUCUCCCCCAACCCUUCUGCUGUUUUCCAGGCGCCAUCACGGAUCCUCAACGUGUGAACCUGGACCCUCCUCACACCCAGGCAGCUUAAACGCAGCAUUUCUGUUAAGACAUAUCACUAUGCAAUUUUCAUGAGGAGUGUUAAGAUCAAAGAACCGGUAUUAUCAAAAGCAGCUCCAGUGAUUAAUGAUAUGCACACACACUUUCUGUUAACACAACAAACCGCAAAGCGCUUGAUUCAGAACUGGCAAAACACGCUGCAAGGAGUGACCUAGUUUUUCACAGGAGCAGGUUCAUUACUAUGCCAGCUGGCGUCACAUUAGGAGAUUGACUUUAGGCAGCAAAGGCAGUAUUGCAGGCAACAUCCCUAUGCUUAACUACACAGGGUGGGAGGGAAAACAAUCACAAGCGGGAUGGAUAAUUAAAACCAAAAAGAGUUUUAUUUAGCAGCACCCUCUAAGCAGGCCAGUAAAAGACAGGGAGUGUCUGGCUGACUUCUGAGCUUAUGAGGGGUUUUGGAAAUAGGACCUCAAAUGGCAUCACCAGAAAUCAUAGCAUCAAAGGGGCUGGUCUGAACUUCCAGGGUUGUUUUAGAAGCUAGAGGAAGGCAGCAUCACUGAACUCUAAUAUAAAUCUGGCACAUGCAGUGUCUUGGGGCUUUAAGGCUGGAAAGCUGGAUAUUUCCAAAAUUGGUGGGCUGACGCAGGAGCAAGAGGUGACUGAACUUUGGGAGACAGCCCUGACAGCAACACACCAGCCUGGUUUGGAGAGGAUUGCAUGGACAGAAUCAGCUAGGCACCUACCAGGCUCCAGAGGAUCUAAGAUAUUUACGUAAUUUGUAUAGCUGUUAGGGUGAGUGUAAAUAUUGUAUAUGGAUUUUACCUAAAGCAAUUUGUGAUCCCUUAAUGAAAAGGACAUGCUUAUACUUUUAAUAAAUGUUAACUCUUUGCAUAUGCAAGGUGGAAAAUAUUGCCUUGAAAUUCCUAAAUUAUUGCCUGUAUAUUGGUAAUGCUAUUGCUAGGAACAACCAGAAGCGAAUGUUACUUAGAAACUCUUCUUAAAGAAAACUGUAAUGUAGAAUGUAAGACAUCCUUCAUUUUUAAGAUAGGCCAUUUUAAGUGUCAUUGUUCUGAAGCUGAUUUUUUUAGAUUGGUGUGCAUUUAACUUUUGCUGAGGUACACAUGUUUUAAGAAAUCAUUUUUUAGCCUUUGUUCAUCAAGACUCUAGUGGGUUUACAGUUUCUUUCUCCACAACUUCUGCAAUAUAAUUAGUCUACUGCUUAUUUCAUGGUUUUACUCAUUAUUUUGGGUAAAAAAAUUGAAAAACUUUUACUUUAUGUGUUUGCAACACACAAAUGUGUUGGCUAGAAUAAAAGGAAACUAUCCUCAGACUUGAACAGGGAUCAGAUAUUAAUUCACCUGUAACGAAAUAGACUUUAACACAGGAGGAUUUUUUUCUUAACCUUCCUACGAGCUGAAGUCUAAGGCAAAUUUGAUGAACUUUGGGGACUCUGCAAAGACGUAUGCAUUGCUGAUAAUUCCCAUAUGAACAAUUUUUUAACUGUUGGCAUGUGGAUGUAUUUGGAAUACAUGCAGACAGCAUCUUCUCAGUGCGUUAUGUGAGAAUUUAAUGGUGCCACCUCUGUUUGCUAUACUAGCAGGACUGAACACAAACACGAGAAUAGGUAACAUCUGCUGUAAGCUGUGUUUGGUUGGGACAAGGGAUGGCACUUCUCACACUCAUCCUUGGACCCAGAGGAACCUACAGUAAUACCAGUGCUUGCCAAAAUAAUUUUCAGGAGAUUCGAUUUUCAGGAAAUUAAUUUAAAACAUUCAAACUGUAGUAAAGGUUUUGCAUGUUAGAUGUUUCUAAGAAUUCAAUCUGCUUGUUUAAUCUCUUUAUAAUGUUUUUAACAGUUUUGUUCAAACAAUUUAAGUUCAUUUCAAUCCUAGACUUUAUUAACAAGGAAAAAAAAAAGAAAAAAGGAUAAAUUGUCUAUUCAUUCUCUCUUAAUUCACUGUAUUUCUUAAAAAAACCACCCAGUUGUAAACAAACUGGUAAUAUAAUAAGCUUGUAUUUUACCAAAUGGACUGGAUUUAAUUUAAUAAAUUAAAAUGUAUUUUGGCUA